GUGAAAUGAGAAAGUGAGAAGAAAGAGACUAAUUAAGAAGAAGUACAAGGGGAGAGAGAACAGCCGGCGACAUUGACUGCUUUUUAAGCUAAUUAAUUGAGACGGCCUGUCCAUCAUUUGAAGAAAUUUAGCAAUUACCUUGAUAUUCAGAGGCCACAACUUCUCUACAUUUUCCACAGGGAAACCAAGAGGGAAGCAGCGUCAACAAGUCUAUGUUUUUUUAAGUUAAGAAAUCACCUUACAAUUAAUCAACCGAAUCUUCGCCAAUCUUACAAAUAAACUUCUUCUCGAUGCCCAAACCUAAAAGUUCUUCACCGCUCUCUGCCUUCCUUCUCUCUUUAAAUUAAGUUGAGUAGCGUUCGUAUUCUACAAAAAUGCCGAAGCAUUUGCAGCGUAACAAGAAUGGUCGUCGUCAAGUCGUCGGAUGUAUACCAUAUCGAUACAAGAAAACCGGGGAAACUUCAUUGCAGGAAAUGGCAAACAUAGAAGUUUUAAUCAUCAGCUCAACAAAAGGCAAGGGAAUGCUGUUUCCAAAGGGACAUUGGAAGUUUGAUGAAACCAAAAAGGAAGGGGCUGCAAGAGAGGCACUGGAGGAAGCUGGAGUUAGAGGAACUUUGGAGCCUGAGUUGGGUAAGUGGGAGUUCAGGAGCAAAACCCGAAACACUUUGUAUGAUGGGUACAUGUUCCCGAUGCUUGUUCAAGAGGAGUUAGAUGAGUGGCCGGAGAAGGAACUCCGUCAAAGAAUUUGGAUGACUGCACGUGAAGCAAGAGUGGUUUGUCAACGGUUGUGGAUGAAGGAAGCCUUGGACAAAUUUUUGGAUCGCCUUGCUUCUCAUCAACAAAAUGUGCAGAAUCAAAGCCCACACCUUUCUAUCGAUAUUGAUUUGGGGAAUGAAAACACUCGGCCUAUUACUCCCCGAUCGACCGAAAAUUUGGGUCACAUGGAAAGGAUGAAAUGGACAUUGGUCCUGACUAGCUUAUUGAUCGAGGGGGUGUCUUCGGCUUUUGAUCAAAUGUCUACUCCAGAAAAGCCACAAUAUGCACUAAUUGCUAUGUUCAUGGCAUUUGUGGGGUUAAUUAUAUUCUUCAUAGAAGUUUGUUUCACAAUGCAAGAAGAAAAUGUUACUUGGAGAAGAAAUGGAAGGAUAUGGUGUUUCUAUUAUCCAAAUGACAGGCUUUUUGGAACAACUGUUGACAACUUUGGAUUGGCUUGUGCAAUCUGGCAAUGUGUGUAUUCAGUAAUUGAGUACGUAUAUACCUAUAAGAAGCAUGAUAAUCCCAUUAAAAUGGCUGUCAUCCCUUUCAUCUUUAUCCUUUGUGUGGCCAUUUCUAGAUUGCGGAGCCAAUUAGGAACUGUCUCCCCUCAUGCUGAGUAGUUUCUAGGAUUGGCAGGGAUUGGUGUAUCUUUAUAUAUCUUCUACUUUUUUUUUUUGUAUAGCCUUUUAUUUAUUGAAAGUUGGAGAUGGUGCAAUUUUAAUUACUCA
Messenger RNA from Tripterygium wilfordii, 1484 nucleotides. RefSeq lists its product as uncharacterized. Gene Ontology annotation, molecular function: pyrophosphatase activity. Lineage: Eukaryota; Viridiplantae; Streptophyta; Magnoliopsida; Celastrales; Celastraceae. Bases 375 to 1376 code for a protein of 333 amino acids. The transcript has 6 exons. Gene Ontology annotation, cellular component: nucleus; cytoplasm. The record is from RefSeq and is a predicted model, not a curated record.